Pipra filicauda (Wire-tailed manakin) is the source of this 1711-nucleotide messenger RNA. Its product is annotated as early activation antigen CD69-like. The record is from RefSeq and is a predicted model, not a curated record. Bases 462 to 1148 code for a protein of 228 amino acids. The transcript is spliced from 5 exons. Lineage: Eukaryota; Metazoa; Chordata; Aves; Passeriformes; Pipridae.
UCUGGCGGGUUCGCCCUGUCCUGGGCUGGGGGGAUGCUGGCGGUGCUGGGGAGCGGGCUCUGGCGGGAGCUGGGGGUGAAGUGUUCGGAGCUCUCAUUGAGUCUCAGCGCCGGCCCUGCGCAGCCCGAUCGCUCCCCCACGCCCUCCCUUCCACCCCUCCCACUUCCCCCCCCUCUUCCUUCCCCUCGUCCCGUCCCCCCUCCCGUCCCGUCGUGGAGCCAGCCGGAGGCGGAGCUAGUCAGGGGCGGGGCCAUCCGGGGGCGGGGAGGGCAUGGGCGGUCCUGGUGCAGCCUGGCUGCUGGGCCUCUGUCAGAAACACUGCCCGGGUCCCUCAUCCCACACUACCUGGGAUAAGUGAGUUCCCAGUCCCUCUCUGGACUGUUCUCUGCGUAUUCUCUACAGUCUGACACGGUGCUCCUGUUAAAUCCGACUCAAAGAGGGUUUUUAUUUCACCCCUAGCGAUGCCUCAUGUUCAAGAGGGGGCUUGUCCCGGUCAGGGAGGUGCCUCUUCUAACUUUGCAGUGAUUCAAGAUAUGGAGGGUAGAAGCAACUGGAAGAAUGGUGAGAAGGCAGAGGAGUCCCCGUGUCUCCAGGAUGGAUCAGAAACAAGGAAUAUACAAAACACGAUCCUGGGAAAAUGUGUGGGCAAUUGGUUCAGGUCACACCCAGUGCUCACCGUGGUGCUGGCUGUGCUCCUGCUGCUGGCUCUGCUCCUGGCUUUGGUGGUGGCCAUGGCUGUGCUGGCAGUGAGAAGCCUUGGAGAGAUUCCAGUCACGCCCAGGCCUCCAGAGUUCCUGGCCUGUCCCGAGGCCUGGGUCGGGUACAACAGGGUCUGUUACUACCUCUCCAGGGAUGAGGGGACCUGGGAGCAGGCUCGGGAUCGCUGCUCCGAGCUCGGGGCCUCCCUGGCCGUGCUCAGCGACAGGGAAAUGGACCACGUCUUCCGCCUCAAUGGCAACCUGGAUUACUGGCUCGGGCUGCGGAGACGGGGCGAGAGGUUUCAGUGGGUGGACGGCAGCAGCUACAACUCCUCGCUGGAGGUCCUUGGCAAUUCAGAGUGUGUGUACCUGGCGGACAAUAAACUCAGGAGCGAGGACUGUUCAAAGCAGCUGCCGUAUCUCUGCAGCAACCCCCAACCCCACCUGUAAUGGAAGUGAGGGAGAAAGGACCUUCUCCGUCCUGAAGACUCACAGCUUUCCUUCUUCCACGAGCCCAGGGAUGUCCUUCCACAGAUGAACAUUUACUUUGUGCCACAUCUCAGCACAACCUCAGGAACCUCAGUGCCUUUUGUCAUUGUCACCUCAGUAGCUGGUCUCAAGGAGGUGAACCUGCAGGGACAUGAUGUGUGCCUUCGUGGACUAGGGGUUUCUUUCUCCAGAAGUUUUCCUAAUUUUCUCAUGGCCAGGCUUCGCAAACGAAGAUUUGGGAAGGGCUUUACCCACGUUUCUUGCAAGCGUGUUGAUGGCUAAAAAGGCCAAUAUGAGACAGGCAUGUCUGGUUGGGUCCUAAUUUUCUAUCACUUAACGGUGUGGAUGCAUAACACUACAGUGCUUUAAUGUGCGCAUAUGAAGUAUUUGGCCACUGCUGAAUAUUCGAAUGUGAACAUACAAUGUCCUGAUUGUGGCCUCAGCAGUUACUGUAUCAGUGCUGCUGCUGUGCUUCUCUCUCCUUCUCCUUUUUUUAUAUUUAUAAUAAAGUUUGUGCGACCCCA